CGAUCAGGGGCCAUUUAUAAACCAGCCUAUGCCAUGAGAACUCAGAAGUCCCGCGGCCGGACGUCAGCCACACAUUCUCGACAACGCUUGCCACGUUUCAGUCUUCACUCCAGGAGAAAGAAGGAAGGCGUAAUCCAGGGAAAGCUGCGUAUCCGUUCCAUGCCAGGAGCCUUUCUGGUACUUGGGGUGGUAGUUGUUGUUGUUGGCACUGCACUUGCUGUGGCAGGCUACUGGCCAUACAGAGCUCAUCGAUCAUCUUUGGACACGGUAGAGGAAUCCUCUGGAACUGCAUCAGGAUGGGGAUUAGGGUCGAAAGGACUGUUUUCUGCUGCAAGUCUGGUUCAUAGUGAAAGGAUGAAACUAUUAGGACCUGUCAUUAUGGGAGUGGGACUCUUCAUACUUAUUUGUGCAAAUACGGUACUCUAUGAGAAUCGGGACAGGGAAACUCAAAUGCUUUUAGCUCAGAUGCGGAGCGUCAUUUGCUCUGUUUCUGCAGCUGUGCCUUCGGCAGACCUCUUACAGGUGAAUUCUCUUGCCAGGCACUAUCAAUGGGUAAGCAGUUUGCCCGCAGCCCACCUAAACAUCCUCUGCUUGCAGGAAAUGUCCAGUUCAGAGCCUCUACUCCAAGUGAAGAGCAUGGAUGAGGAGGACAGCAUUCAGCAGCAGGACACAAUGCACACUGAGGUUCUUCAUCAUCAGGACUCUUCCUCCACCCCCUCUAUUCACUCCUCCAACUCUUGCAACAAUAGCAAAGAGGUUUUAUGCAUGGACGAGCAGAGGACAACCUCUGCACUCGACUUGCGGCAAGAAAGUCACUUUGCCCUCAGUAACUGUAUGACUGCAUCCUCUAUGUCCACACUGGGUGGAGAGGAGUGUGAAAUCUUCCCCGUCCCACCCAGACGGUCCUAUAGCAUGAACCACAGAACUAAACCCCAAAUACUGCCAAGGCAUCUGGUCCAUCCAGAAGACAAGUCUGUGUCUUCCAUGGGUCACCAUAGACUGCUUCCAAGACAAUCCAGCUCAGAGGUGUGCAUUAACAUGGUCGGAGUAGACAUUAAAACCCUUGACCUUAUACCUGUGGAGGAGCAGAGGCACCGCAGCUGGCCUCGGCUAGACCUCGGAAGUGCAAGGAAGUAUCUGAAGCUUGAGAACAAAGAGGACUCUGUGGAAAGGUUACUGGAUCAGCUUGAGCAACAAUGCUUACAGAUGAACAAAAGCUAUGGCUCAGGUCCGUUUCAGUGAGCUGAGGUUUAAUCAUUACAUCAAGGUUAAUGGAUUGGCAGAUCCCACGGGCAUAAGGAGGAGCUUCACAAAGUGACAUAAACUUGGAAUAACCCAGUGGGCAAGUUUCCAAUGGAUGUUGUUUGCAGUUUCUGGAAUCCCUUGAGGCCAACUAAUUCCUCAUUUCCAAGACCUAGCUGUUCAUCUCACUUGACUAGUUUUUUAAACUAGUUUGUUCUGAGAUUAGUGGAGUAUGGAAAUUUCACUUGAAAGAUUAUAAACAACAUGCUACAACACUCAUGGUGUGGAAUUUAAACAUACGUUCUGAAGGAUUUUUUGGGAUAGAGGUAUUUUACACUUUUGGGAAUGUGCUGAACAGUCUAUGAUGUCACAUUUGACUGGAUGGAUCCCACAGUUUAUGUGUAAAAGUCCAACUGGAGGGAUCAGUUUGUUUUUGUUGCUCAAGCUCUACUUGCUACUAGGAUACAGUAAGCAGCAUUUCUUAAUCUGCAAGGUAGAAUAAACGAAGACCUCAGCAGUGACUAGAUUCAAAGUAAACACAUUUCUGACUUCGGAAUUCAGGUCAGCCAAAGGUAUGGCUCCAGUUUGGAUAGUUUUAAGGGCCAAGAAUGGAGAAUGCUAAUUAUGUGACAAAAUGGAUUCAUCCAAGCAGUGUCUACGGUUGGAUUGUCCAUUAAAAUUUAUUUUAAUAGUUCCAAAUUAUGGUAAAUCAAUCUCAGUUCCAAUGUCUGUAAAAGUUUAUGGCUUCCCUAAGUGUCUGUUCUUCUCGUAUCUCACUUUACUUCCAUCUCUGCCUGGUGGCAGUAAAAACAGAAGCACUCAUGAUGAGGGUCCAGUGCUCUUUUGGCUUCGUUAACCAAGGUGAUCAGUGUUUUUGCAUGCACUAAUGCGGGUACAUAACUGCUUUCCCUUUAAAGGGUGGAGCUGGACCAAGCCCCUCCUCUUUGCAGUGAGAAUGUGUAAUUCACUCUGUUUACAGAAAUAAGACAGUCAACCUGUCUCUAUUUUGUCUGUGCUGCCUGUUUUGUUAUGCGGUGUUACUUGCUGUGUGUUCUCAGUGUAUAAUGAGCAAUAUCCACAGUCUGACUGACCAGUCAAUGAUCAGACCCUUUACCACAUUUGAUCUGAAUUCCAUGCCUGUGUUGCAAAUAAAAGGCAAAACUA
Messenger RNA from Danio aesculapii, 2406 nucleotides. It is a transcript of the gene tmem200b, whose product is annotated as transmembrane protein 200B. Lineage: Eukaryota; Metazoa; Chordata; Actinopteri; Cypriniformes; Danionidae. The transcript has a single exon. The record is from RefSeq and is a predicted model, not a curated record. Bases 34 to 1242 code for a protein of 402 amino acids.